GGGGUCAAAGUUCAGCAGACGAAUAACGGAUUAGCAUCUUGAGUGUCUCGCCUUCUUUGGUUCUACAACCGUUUUCAUUAUUGCUAGCUAAAUGCAUGGAAGCUAGCUACGUUAGCUCUACCUUGUAAAGUGGUGACAGAGGUGACUAGCGUGCCAAGGAUCUGGGAAAUAUUACCCUGUUUUGUUGGCCCUCCUUACCGCAAACAUUUGUAAACUGGUAGCGAUACACUGCUCUCAACUCAGAGGGACAAUUUCAUCACAGGGACCAUGGAGGAACGCUUUAGCUAAAGGUGGCUAACGUUAGUCCCGCUUUCAGUUUCAGUGUUUCUUCAGCUGCUGGUUCCGUCAUGAAAAACUAAGCAGCUGUCAACCAUCCUGACGAUUCAUCUGCCUGCCCAAACCUUGGUGGCCAAGGUCAAGCGGCUACAUCCACGGGCAAUGUGAAAUUACACCAUGUUAAAUGGGAUGCAAGGUCUGCUGUAGAGGAUAUCUUAUUUGUCUUCAGGAAAACUAUUUGAAACGUUUGUAGCUUAAACGGGUGCAUCAAUGAACGAGGAACCACGUGAGAGCCUUGUACCCGGCAGAGAGCCUGUGGAAAAAUAUGUGGUACAAAGCACAGAGAAGAGCAGCAGCGAAGCAGAAAACCCCGCUGAGGUAGCACCAACACAGGAGCCUUUGGCAUCCUCAGGCAGUCUCGAAACAAAGGGAAACUCCAGCCCAGAUCCUGUAAAGGAAACUCCAGGAGAUGAAACGGAGGAGGCUAAGGCCGCUGGUGGGGAGCCUCCUGUUGACUGGUUCGAGCCACUGGAGGAUGAUGAUGAUAGCUUUGGUAGGCACGAUCCAGAGGAAGAAAGCCUGGCAGGAGAAAGUGAAAGGAGUGAGAGUGUGGCAGACAGCGAGAAGACCUUCAGAAGGAUUUAUCAGCUUCAGCUUCCCCGCCGUAAGCGAUCACAUCCAGAUGAAGGAUGGGAUGACUGGCCAGUACUUGGAGAGGGUUGGAAACGCAAAGAAGUUGUCCGGCGCUCAGGUUCUAGCAUAGGACAGAAGGAUGUCUAUUACCUGAGUCCACGUGGUGAUCGAGUGAGAAGUCGAGUAGAACUGAUUUCAGUGCUGGAGGGAAUGUUUGACUUGUCAACCUUUGAAUACAAGUCAGGAAAGUUCCUAGAUGGUCAAGCACCACCCAUAAGAAUUCGAAACAGAGCAAAGAAAAAAAUCCGUGAGCGUUCUUCCUCAGAGUCCAGCUGGAUGGAGAGAGGAGAGGGGGCCGACACUCCAGACUCCUACCACAGGCUCACCCCCAGCGUGGGGCCCAAAAACCUCUACUCCAACCAGUCAAGUUUCUCCUUGUACAGUACAAUAGGAACUCCAAACGAAGGCUCUCGCAAUGAGAAUCCACCAGCGGAAGAUAAAAUUAAACUUCCCCUUCCCUCAUCAUCCAGAGCACUUCCACUUCCCUCCGUAAAUGGAGAAAUUGGGUCCGAAGACAGCACACUGGUCUGUGCCAGAUGUGGUAUUUCCUUCACAGGCACAUGGUAUGACAAACAAAGGAAGAGGCCCUGCUGUCCCAGCUGUUGGGCAGCCUCAAAGACAAAAGAGCAUCCGAUGGUUCGUUUCAGAAAGUGGAUUCCUUGUGGACAGUGUGUGGGAUGCCACAACACAGUGAACUGUGGGCAGUGUGCCAACUGCAAGCAUGGACAGCAGAGCAAAGAGUCCCGGAAACGCCUAUGCCGGAAACGCAAAUGUAUAUGUCCUAUUCGCAAGGACCCUGGAAGUGGAGCCUUCCUGCUGCAGAGGCCUUAUAAUGACAUUCCAGAAACGUUUGACGACAGCAUGAGUUUCCAGAGUGAAGUUACAGACUCGCAGCACCCGAGUCUCAAAAGCAGCGACACCGAGAACUUCUCCGUCAACGUGGACGUUGAUGAUGAGGAUGACAUGUCAACUGACGAUGAUGAUGAUCAGUGGCAAACCGAGUUUUCCAGGGCCAGGUGUUUAGUUCUUGACAGGUGGCAUAAGAAGCGGAAGCGAAGGUCCUGUGGAGAAUGCAAAGCCUGUCUCUGCAGGAAAGACUGUGGCACAUGUGAUUUCUGUAUAGACAAACCAAAGUUUGGAGGCAGCAACAAGAAGAGGCAGAAGUGUCGACUACGUCAGUGUCAGAGACAGGCAAUGAGACACUUGCUGCCUUUCCAGAUGGGACAAGCUGACUAUGGGCCAGAUGGUUCAAUGCUGCCGGGCAGGCCUAGACCUCACUACACAUACAGUCGGAAGUCCGGUUUUAAGAAAAACAAAGGACCGCUAUCUGGCUUGGACUUAACUGACAAUGAAGAUGAGGACAGUAACUUCCAAGCAAUGAACUGGAGCUCUGAACCUGCCAGUGGUAGCAAACACACGUAUGAACUGAAUGUGAGAAACCAAUCAUCUAUGCAGUUGAAUUAUUUGGAUUUCAGACAGCAGAAUGGACUGACUGACAGAGUUCCUCACUUCAGCAACCACAACAACUCUGAAUUAGACCAGCUAAGCAGAUGGGAUGCAGACAAAUCACACGCAGGUAGAGAUGUUCCAAAGCAUGGUGAAGUAGAAGAGGAAGAAGAGGAAGAAGAAGAAGAGGAGUUCCCCAUGAUCACACAGAUCUUCAGUUUGGCUGAUAACCCAUCUGGGAGUGGUGCGGACAUGGAAAACCAGCUAAUGAAACUGCUACACUCUUUGCGCUCCACUGUAAUGCCAAUCCUAUGGUAUGCCAUCAUGGUGGAGGGCCCGCAGAUACAGCUCAUCCAGUGUUGUAAACAGUCCAACCUGACCGACACCAUGGUGCUGAUCGACCCAGGCUUCUGCUAUCAAGUCACCGUCCAAAAGCAGCCGCUGCUCCCCACCCACCCUCUCUACGACAACUACCCAGCCCACUUAACCUCUGUGACUGAUGUGAUCAAUCUGCUUUUGGGCCUGGAGAAGUACGUUGUUUGCCAGGGACUGCCCCCCAAAGAGCCUUUAUCUAAUACAGACCCAAUAAUACUGGGACUGAUCACAAUAUAA
Messenger RNA from Perca fluviatilis (European perch), 3027 nucleotides. RefSeq names its product methyl-CpG binding domain protein 1b (gene mbd1b). The transcript has 19 exons. Gene Ontology annotation, molecular function: DNA binding; zinc ion binding. The coding region runs from base 547 to 3027 and encodes 826 amino acids. NCBI's taxonomy places the organism in Eukaryota, Metazoa, Chordata, Actinopteri, Perciformes, Percidae. The record is from RefSeq and is a predicted model, not a curated record.